Molecule: messenger RNA, 1115 nt
Organism: Vigna angularis (adzuki bean)
Lineage: Eukaryota; Viridiplantae; Streptophyta; Magnoliopsida; Fabales; Fabaceae
Product: protein CHAPERONE-LIKE PROTEIN OF POR1, chloroplastic
Exons: 5
Coding region: 223-963 (246 amino acids)
Cellular component (GO): chloroplast membrane
Source: RefSeq, a predicted model, not a curated record
ACAAGAUGGUACCCUAGCAGGAAGUGGUUCACAAUAGAAGACAAAAGUAAUCAGUUAUCUUCUUACUCUUCUUGUUCUUCUUCUCAGUGCCAGAACCUAAAGAAGAACACGUUCCAUUUCCCCUUUGCUUUUCCAAUUUUCCACCUACCAUGCUAUUCAACUAGGGUUAGGACGUAGGGCGUUCUUAAUUUUUUCGCUCUGUUAAUUACAAAGAAGGCCGACAUGGUUGUGCUUUCGCUCUCAGCUCCCAACCUCUCUACCGCUUUUCUCGCUAAGAAAUUGUAUCUCCGAGAACACGCGAAGAAGCUUACGGCCUUUCGCACUAAAUGCACGGUGGACACGCCCUACGGAGGUAAUGUCCAGAAAUUCCCUCGAAUCAAUGUUUGGGAUCCUUACCGUCGUCUUGGUAUUAGCCCUGAUGCUUCUGAAGAAGAAAUUUGGGGAUCAAGAAAUUUUUUGUUGCAACAAUAUGCUGGGCAUGAGAGGAGUGAAGAAUCAAUUGAAGCGGCUUUUGAAAAAUUAUUGAUGGCAAGUUUCAUACAGAGGAGGAAAACAAAAAUUAAUUUGAAAAGCAAGUUAAAAAAGAAAGUAGAAGAGUCUCCACCAUGGGUGAAGAACUUGCUAAACUUUGUUGAACUUCCACCGCCUGAAAUCAUCCUCAGAAGAUUGUUUCUCUUUGCCUUCAUGGGUGGCUGGAGUAUUAUGAAUUCCGCCGAAACUGGACCUGCUUUUCAGGUGGCGAUCUCUUUGGCUGCUUGCAUAUAUUUUCUUAACGAAAAGACAAAGAGCUUGGGGAGAGCAUUCAUUAUUGGAUUUGGAGCUCUGGUGGCUGGAUGGGUAUCUGGUUCAGUGCUGGUACCCAAUAUUCCAGCUGUGUUGCUGCGCCCAACUUGGACACUUGAACUCCUAACGUCAUUGGUAGUUUAUACAUUCUUGUUCGUUGCUUGUACUUUUCUCAAGUGAAGUAGAGCAUCAAUUCUUUCAACGUUUUAUUAGGAGAUGAGUUUAUAGGCGAUCGAGCUGCACUUUUGUUUAGCGAGCUUAAAUGUUUACUGUCUUAUACUUUAUCAAAACAACUUUCUGAAUUGGGAAUGGUCAGCGUAAUUAUUUCAAAA